AUGGAGCUGCAUCACAAGAGCCACUUCCCCUUCCACUGUGGCCACUGCGACUUUUUCAGCUCCAGCGCCAAGCUCUUCAGGCAGCACACCCAGAGCCAUGUGCCGGGGGGUGGAGAGCCCCCCACGGACACGGGGCUCGUGGAGGCCACCUGCAAGUGCGACUUCACUGCUAUGCUGGGGAGACACACCGGGAAAGCAGCGGAGCCGGCGGCUGGCCACGGGCAGUCUGGCAGCCCCAGGGCAGCGCCGGACAAGAGAGCGUCAGCAGCGGAAGAAGACUCUGAGAGCACAGGCGAUGAAUCGCUAGAGGAGGAGAGCGCCUGUGAGGCAGAAUCCAAAGGAGAUGGGAACGCGGCGUCUAAGAAAGCAAAGGCGCCUCGGGCCCAGCCAUUCAAAGGGCAUGUCACGGAGGGCUCAGAGUACCUCUUCAAAACCCACAUGUGCCCGGAGUGCAAGCGGUGCUUCAAGAAGCGGACGCACCUGGUGGAGCACCUGCACCUGCACUUCCCCGACCCCAGCCUGCAGUGCCCCAACUGCCAGAAGUACUUCACCAGCAAGAGCAAGCUGAAAAUCCACCUGCUGCGCGAGACCGGGGAGAAAGCUCACCACUGCCCGCUCUGCCGCUACAGCUCCGUGGAGAAGAACGCCCUGAACCGCCACAUGGCCAGCAUGCACGAGGACAUCUCCAACUUCUACUCCGACGUCUACUCCUGCCCCGUCUGCCAGGAGACCUUCCGGCUCAGCCAGGCGCUCAAGGAGCACCUGAAGACCCACAAGGCCGAGACCAAGGGGCUGAGCUGCUUCCAGGGAGACUGUGGCUACUGCACCGACGACCGCAAGGACUUCGUCCGCCACCUCAAGGAGGCCCACGGCAUCAAGGCGGUGGAGUGCAAGUACCACGCCUGCUCCCUGCUCUUCGCCACGCCUGAGGCCAUGGAAACCCACCGCAAAGCCCACUACGCCUUCCACUGCCAGCAGUGCGACUUCGUCUGCUCCAACAAGCACGUCUUCCGCAAGCACAAGAAGCAGGGGCACCCAGGCAGCGAGCAGCUCCAGUGCGGCUUCUGCCCCUACGCCACCUUCAACCCCGUGGAGUUCCACGACCACGUUCUCUCUCUGCUCUGGCUAGGGGAAAAGCCCCACAAGUGUGAGCUCUGCGACUUCACCUGCCGGGACGUGAGCUACCUGUCCAAGCACAUGCUCACCCACUCCAACGACAAGAACUACAUGUGCACCGAGUGCGGCUACGUCACCAAGUGGAAGCACUACUUGAACGUGCACAUGAGGAAGCACACCGGAGACCUCAGGUACCAGUGCAACCAGUGCUCGUACCGCUGCCACCGGGCCGACCAGCUGAGCAGCCACAAACUACGGCACCAGGGCAAGAGCCUGAUCUGCGAGGUGUGCGGCUUCGCCUGCAAGCGCAAGUACGAGCUGCAGAAGCACAUGCAGGUGAAGCACUCGCAGAACUACCAGGUGCCCGUCUUCCAGUGCCAGUUCUGCACCUACCAGACCAAGUACAAGCAGGCCCUGCUCAACCACGAGAACUGCAAGCACACCAAGCAGAGGGAGUUCCGCUGCGCCCUCUGCUCCCACUGCACCUUCAGCAACACCAGCCUCUUCUUCCACAAGCGCAAGGUGCACGGCUACGUGCCGGGCGACAAGGGGUGGCUGGAGCACUACGCCAGCAAGGAGCUGCAGAGCAGCUCGCCCGACAUGUUGCUCAGCUACGAGCUCGGCGCCGCCCUGCGCUCCGACUCCCUGCCCGGGAAGGAGCUCUGGCCAAAAAGCAAGCCCCCGCAAGAGCCUCCUCAGCAGGCUUUCGGCGUGGCCCCCUCUGGCUGUGCCCCUGGGGCUGAGGACGAGGGGGGUCUUUCCGCCGAGGUGGGCCCCUGGGGAGAUUCCGCGGUGGCGGGGGACUCGGGGAUUGUGGAUGCCGCCGGCGACGCGGUUGAAGGCUGCACGUUGCACUUGGAGCCGCUGGACGUCACGGCAGCCUGUCCGCUGGGACACGUGGGUAGCGAGCCUCCCACAGCUCAGUCGGAGAGUGCAGACCCCCUGAGCUGCAGGGCCCCGGCCUACGAGGUGCUGAGCUCGCGGGAUGCGCUGGCCCUGGAGGACAACGACAACGGGCUUGAAGACGUCCCUGACUUCGAGGAGGAGCCGGAGGGCCAAGAGCAGGAGAGGCUGGGGGGCAGCGCUGGCGACCUGGCCAGUGCCGUGCAGCUGGAAGAGAGCCCUGAAACGGACACGCAGCCGGGGCCUGAGGAUGGAGGGGACGGGCAUUGCUCUGACUUGCCCAGCACGGCCGCCGACAGCGACGCAGCGCCAGACGCCAGAGAGCCCAGCAUGCAAGAGGCCUGGUUUAGCGUCAUAAAGCCAGCGGAGCAGAGCCAUUUUCCUGCCCCGGCCUCCCCGUGUGCAGAGGCCAAGGCGGGGCCGCAGUCGGAGUCGGUGCUGAAAGCUCUCCGGAGGCAGGACAAGGAGCAAGCCGAAACCCUGGUCUUGGAGGGGAGGGUGCAGAUGCUGGUGGUGCAGUCGGAGAGCCAGAUCUUCAAGUGCGAGACGUGCGCGUACAUCACGCGGAAGGAGAAGUCCAUGGCCCUGCACGUCAAAGCCGGGUGCCAGAGCCGCAGGGCCCCGCUGCUGUGCCGGGAGUGGGGGGCCAGCUUUAAGCAGCAGCGGGGCCUCAACACCCACCGGCUGAAGAAGUGCCCCGUGCUCCUGCGAAAGAACAAGCCUUCCAAGGCGGCUGCUGCUGAGCAGCCUGGCGGGGCCGGCGUGGGGGAGGGCGAAGCGAGCAACGUUCCGGAGCCCCCGAUGGAGAUGGAGCUGGGGCCUGUGAACGCUUCCUCCACGAGCCAGCCCUUCCUUGCGGCGCCGGCCGCAGGCAGCCCAGCCCCCAGCCAGGAACGGGAGGGUGCUGCUGAGCCCAAGGUGGCUAAGCCGUCUGUGCCAGGAGCCCACGCCCAAGUGGGGGAAGCCAAGCGCCCCUCCCCGCCUGAGAAGUACCGGCUGGAGCAGGGAAAGCUGCACUGCAACUCCUGCUCUUUCCUCUGCUCCCUGGUCUCCACCAUCAGCUCCCACGUGGAGGCCGGGUGCCGGAGCCUGGAGCGGUUCCGCUGUCGCCUGGGCCCGGAGUUCGCCUGCCACCACCAGCUGGUCUUCGACCACCACGUGAAGGGCCACGGCGGCACCCGCGUCUACAAGUGCUCCGACUGCGACUACACCACCAAGAACAAGCAGAAAAUCACCUGGCACAUCAGGAUCCACACCGGGGAGAAGCCCUACAAGUGUCACCUGUGCAAGUACGCCUGCGCGGACCCCUCGCGCCUCAAGUACCACAUGCGGAUCCAUAAGGAGGAGCGGAAAUACCUUUGCCCGGACUGCGGCUACAAGUGCAAGUGGGUGAAUCAGCUGAAGUACCACAUGACCAAACACACGGGCCCCAAGCCCUACCAGUGCGACGAGUGUGAGUACUGCACUAACCGGGCCGACGCGCUGCGCAUCCACAAGGAGACGCGGCACCGCGACGCCCGGGCCUUCAUCUGCGAGCAGUGCGGCAAGGCCUUCAAGACCCGCUUCCUCCUCAAGACCCACCUGAAGAAGCACAGCGAGGAGAAGCCCUACGUCUGCAACGUGUGCUACCGCGGGUUCCGCUGGGCCGCCGGCCUGCGCCACCACUACCUCACCCACACCAACGAGCACCCCUUCUUCUGCCGCUACUGCAGCUACAAGGCCAAGCAGAAGUUCCAGGUCAUCAAGCACAUCCAGCGGCACCACCCCGACUGCGGCCCGGGCGACCUCAGCCAGGGGGUCGGCAAGGACGCCAGCACCCCCACGCUGCACCUGCACGACGUCCAGCUGGAGCCCCCCAAGCCGGAGGGCGAGGAGGGGGCCCUCCCGGUGGCACAGGCCUAGCCGGGCUGGAGAGAGCCAGGGCUGCUCUGGGUCCCUGGUGGCUGGCUGCGGGCACAGGCCCUGUCUAAACGUGUAUAGGCAAAUGUGAAUAUGGGAUGUAAGAUAUGCAGCUGUAUAAAUGGACUCUCGUUUCCAUUUC
Molecule: messenger RNA, 4060 nt
Organism: Pelodiscus sinensis (Chinese soft-shelled turtle)
Lineage: Eukaryota; Metazoa; Chordata; Testudines; Trionychidae
Source: RefSeq, a predicted model, not a curated record